GAAUCUAAUUUAAGACGGUGCGAUGGAUUUAAUUCACGAAGCGAUGGACGAAAUCGAGAAGAAAACUUGCGUCAGAUUCCAGCGACUGAAAUCUGAUCAUGGUGUCAAAAACUUUGUUCAUUUCACAGCGACGAAUCCUCUUGGAGGGUGCUGGUCUUCGGUUGGCAUGGACACGAGGAGAAGUCAAGUGAUGAAUUUGCAAAAACCCGAGUGCUGGGACAAGGGCGUGAUUUUGCACGAACUGGUCCACAACAUCGGCUUUUACCAUGAACACCAAAGACCAGACAGAGACAACUAUAUUGAUGUUCUUUAUAGAAAUGUCAGGCCAGACAUAGAGGCGCAUCAGUUCUCGAAAUUCCCACCGCACAAAGUGGUCGACACCGGGAUCCCCUACGACCUGGACUCCAUCAUGCACUACGACACCCAUGCCUUUGGGAUCGUCGACGAAACAGGUCAUCCCCUGCCUACGAUCCUCCAGAAGCCGCCGAACCAGGCCCAGAUGAUCCUCCCGAUCUGGGCCCGACCUUAUUUGUCCCCACUGGACGCCGCCGAAAUUAAUCACAUCUACGCUGGAGAGUGUCGCAAACGAGCCGAUUUGGAAGCCAAGGGCCUCUUGUAAAUGUUAUAUUAUAUACGCAUUUCCCGCUAUUAUUAUUAUUUUCCGAUCGUCUGGCCCGAUUGUAGCGUUUAAAUCGACCGAUUUAUCGAAAAUACCCCCAGUUUACUGCGUGUAUAUGUAGAGCUCCGAGGAAUCAGACUGAAUAUAACCCCAGCAGAGGGGCAAAACACUUUGUUAAAUUUUCCUCGUAUUUUUUUCCAUCAGGUAUAUUUCGAUUUUGUUUAUUCUGCUUAUUUGGGCUGAUUUUAGAGCUUCAGAAAAUUGAGUAAAAGUUUUAUUGGCAUUCAGCAGAAAUGGAACCCGCUGAUUCCAGAGUUUCAGAAAAUCCAAGGCAAAAGAGCCGUUUUGGAAGCUGAAAGCCUUUUGUAAAUGUUAAAAUACGUAAACAUUAAAUUUAUUAUUAUUUCCUGCAGCAGGAAUCCGAUUAUCUGGGCUGAUUGUUGCGUUCAAAUUGACCGGUAUAUCGAAAAUACACCCAAUAUGCUGCGAAUAACUCGAAGUACCCAAACUAAAUGGAACCCCAGGGGUAAAAAAAAAAAACUUCGUGAAAUUUCCCUCCUCUAUAUUUUUCUUCAUGUCUUUUUAGAGGUUUUUUGAAAAAAUUCUGCAUAUUCGGGUUGAUUUCAGGGCAUCAGAAAAUGCGGUAUAAUAUACCCAGACAAACGAGCCAAUUUGGAAGCUAAAAGCCUCUUGUAAAUCUUUUAAUUUGUACAUAUUUUAUUUAUUAUUAAUUCCUACAGCAGAACUGCAAUUAUCGGCGUUAAAUUUAGCAUUUAAACUUACCGAUGUAUCAAAAAUACACCCAAUGUACUGCGUAGAACUCGGAGUACCCAAACUAAAUGGAACCCCAUUGGGAAAAAAAAAAUUCCCCUCCUCUAUUUUUUCUUCCGGUCUUUUUCGAGUUUUUUAAAAAUUCUGUAUAUUCGUGAUGAUUUCAGAGUUUCAAAAAAUCUAGUAGAACUCCCAGUAUUCAACAGAAGUGGAACCCAAGAAAACUCUUUCGAAAAAGUCCUUGUGUUUCACUGGAAAAUUUCAAUUACCCCAGCUGUCUAUCGAGUGGUUUAAUGCAGAUAAUAAAGUACCGCUGAAGGAUGAUUAACUUGAUCAAGGACCAGGUGUACUAUUUCCGCGAAAAAAAUAAAAAAAAACUAGUCGAUAAAAUUCGGAGUUCUUAAAAUUGACUGGGACCAUGAAGGUCUUUUGUUUUAAAGUUCCCGUGUACGUGUUUUACGGUGGAAAUUCGAUUAUCCGGGUUGAUUAAUGUGUGUUUUCAACCAGGUAUAAUAAAUGGAUACCGUGGAAUUUCCAUUUUCCAGAUAAUUAAUGAUAGACAGGUUUGCUUUGCCUGGAGGAUUGGAAAAAUAAAAUAUACUGCGAGGAUAGAAUUCGAUUUAUACAAAUUGAAUGUGUCUCCAAAUGUCUGUAAUCAAUUUAAGCUUGUUUCCCGCGUCUUUUCCAAAAUAAAUCUAAUUAUCCGGGCUAAUUACUUGGUGUCCCAAUCCGAACAUUAAAGAAAAUAUACUUGGACUCCGAUUACCCUUGUUUUGCGGGUUUACUUUUCUGCGGUGGGUC
Molecule: messenger RNA, 2191 nt
Organism: Notodromas monacha
Lineage: Eukaryota; Metazoa; Arthropoda; Ostracoda; Podocopida; Cyprididae
Source: the annotation of a GenBank genome assembly